GACAGUGGCGCCGGAAGCCGGGGCCGGGGCUGCGGGGCGAGGUGAGAGCGGGCGGGCUUGGGAGCCGGCAGGUGCGGGCCGAGGGCGGGCACAGCGGCCGGCGGAGCUGAGGCGCGCGGCGGGGAAAGCUCGGCCGGCCUCCCGGGCCCCAGCCUUCUCCAGAACCCCUGCUACCCACGACUAAGCCCCGAACAAUCUGCCCUUGGGCUUGUUCUCUUCGCAGUUGUCGGCCCUGGGCCGGGAGCUGGAGUCCCAGACUCAUAGGUCCCGGCCCAGCCCCCGAAGAGCCGCCUCAGCCGGGGGGAGUUGCUCGGACUCAAACGUCCAGUCCUCGUGCGACCGCGCUGGGUCGGAAGUGAGCAGGCUGAGGCCACCAUGGAGCAGUGUGCGUGCGUGGAGAGAGAGCUGGACAAGGUCCUGCAGAAGUUCCUGACCUACGGGCAGCACUGUGAGCGGAGCCUGGAGGAGCUGCUGCACUACGUGGGCCAGCUGCGGGCUGAGCUGGCCAGCGCAGCCCUCCAGGGGACCCCUCUCUCAGCCACCCUCUCUCUGGUGAUGUCACAGUGCUGCCGGAAGAUCAAAGAUACGGUGCAGAAACUGGCUUCGGACCAUAAGGACAUUCACAGCAGUGUAUCCCGAGUGGGCAAAGCCAUUGACAGGAACUUCGACUCUGAGAUCUGUGGUGUUGUGUCAGAUGCGGUGUGGGACGCGCGGGAACAGCAGCAGCAGAUCCUGCAGAUGGCCAUCGUGGAACACCUGUAUCAGCAGGGCAUGCUCAGCGUGGCCGAGGAGCUGUGCCAGGAAUCAACGCUGAAUGUGGACUUGGAUUUCAAGCAGCCUUUCCUAGAGUUGAAUCGAAUCCUGGAAGCCCUGCACGAACAAGACCUGGGUCCUGCGUUGGAAUGGGCCGUCUCCCACAGGCAGCGCCUGCUGGAACUCAACAGCUCCCUGGAGUUCAAGCUGCACCGACUGCACUUCAUCCGCCUCUUGGCAGGAGGCCCCGCGAAGCAGCUGGAGGCCCUCAGCUAUGCUCGGCACUUCCAGCCCUUUGCUCGGCUGCACCAGCGGGAGAUCCAGGUGAUGAUGGGCAGCCUGGUGUACCUGCGGCUGGGCUUGGAGAAGUCACCCUACUGCCACCUGCUGGACAGCAGCCACUGGGCAGAGAUCUGUGAGACCUUUACCCGGGACGCCUGUUCCCUGCUGGGGCUUUCUGUGGAGUCCCCCCUUAGCGUCAGCUUUGCCUCUGGCUGUGUGGCGCUGCCUGUGUUGAUGAACAUCAAGGCUGUGAUUGAGCAGCGGCAGUGCACUGGGGUCUGGAAUCACAAGGACGAGUUACCGAUUGAGAUUGAACUAGGCAUGAAGUGCUGGUACCACUCCGUGUUCGCUUGCCCCAUCCUCCGCCAGCAGACGUCAGAUUCCAACCCUCCCAUCAAGCUCAUCUGUGGCCAUGUUAUCUCCCGAGAUGCACUCAAUAAGCUCAUUAAUGGAGGAAAGCUGAAGUGUCCCUACUGUCCCAUGGAGCAGAACCCGGCAGAUGGGAAACGCAUCAUAUUCUGAUUCCUACCUGGAAGGAAUUUUGUUGAAAGGGGUUUUCACCUGUGAGCCUUGGUCUGUCUCGGUAGGGUGGUCAACUUCAGUGGACUGUGGUUGGUUUCAGAGCGCCUGGCUGAGGAGUUCCACUGAGGGGAGCACUGGAGCAGCCCUUUGGCAGAGGCUGAGGAGGGAGAUGGACCAGCCCACGCCUGGCACCUGGCUCCAUGGCAUAAGGAAAGGGAGAUGCUGGCCUCUGUGCUCCUGCUGUCUUUUCCUGUUUCUGUUUGCGUUUGACUUAGUAGCAACCGACAGAGUGGCAAGGGAUUUGGUCUUCAGCAGUAGACAUCCUUCCACCCCUGCCCUCAGCCAAGUCUCUUGCUGCCAUGCCAAUGCUAUGUCCACCCUUGCCCCUCGGCCCAAGAGUGUCCAGCGGUGGCCCACCUCUUCCUCCCACUACAGCCUCAACAGUAUGUACCAUCUCCCACUGUAAAUAGUCCCAGUUAGAACGGAAUGCCGUUGUUUUAUAACUUUGAACAAAUGUAUUUACUGCCCUUCUCAUUUCUCCUGGCCAACCUUUAGCCUCACUGACAAAUUAUGACCACAUGUCUACCACACACAGGGACUGGGCACGGCCUGGUGGCUGCCGCAAACAAAAACAUGGCCAGCAGGUAUCCAGUGUCCAGGCAGGAAGAACACAACUUGCAUCCCUGACUGCGGGGAGCUUAGAUGUCAGACCCCGGGCAAGGUGCUUUUACAUAUACCCAUACCAGAUCUUACUAACUCCAUAGGAGAAAUCCGUGUAAUGGGAUUCAGGAAAAUGAAGUAACUUGCACAACAGGGCUCACAGCUUAGAAAGGAGAGAGCUUGGAGUUUUAACCAGAUCUGACCCUCAAGCCCAAGCUAUUUCCAGUUUAUUCCAGGGUGCCUGAACUUGGCUGUUAUGUAUACUGAGUCCUGUGCAGGGCCUCUGACAGCAGGAAGGGGCCCCAAGUCUAAAAUACUUGAAGGGAUUGGGUUACUAGGGCCAUUAUGUUAAGCAAGAGAGCUCGGGGGAAUGCAUUUUAGCUUCAUAUUCCUAUUUAAAAUGUGCUGUGUGGGUGGGUAAAUUGCUUCCAUAAGCUUCACAGUGGCAUUUAAGGCUCCUGGGUUAAGUUAGGAAUGGGGGUGUUCCUGAUGUGGGGGCUUUAGGCUUCCAUGAAGUGGGUCUGGGCCCCCUGCCUUACCUCACAGCCCCCAUCUACCCUGGAAGAGGGAGUUGAAAAUGCUGGGAUAGCAGCAGGAUCAGUUCUCAGCUUGAGCCAAAGCACCCGGCCCUGGGCAGCUGAGCAUCAGCACAGAACCCUCUGAGUCCUUUGGGCUCUCUGCUGAGGAAGACUGCUUCACUCUUCCCGCCCACCAACUCGCUGGCCCAACCAGCAGCUGCUGCUUAAGAAAACACCCACAGACUCACCACAUUUUAGUCUUAGCAUUUACUUUCCCCACCCCACAUUCUUGGAACAGCCUUUAGUUCUACAGGAAAUGGCACUGAUGGACAGAAGACUAGCAUUACCUUCAUGAAAGGGCUGUUAGAGCUGCCUGGGAAGAAGGCGUGCCUUGGGGAACUGGGAAGAUGCCGUCAGUGUGGGUGGGCAGGAGGACAGCCAGUCGUCCUGCUGCCAGCCCAAUAGCUUCCAGCGGCAGGUGCCCAGGUGCUACCGGAGCCCCUCAUAGGGGUAGGGGCAGGGACUGCACCUCCUCCAGGCACUCAUCGUAAGCCUCCUGGUACUCCUCAUGGGGCUUGACCAUUAUCACACAGGUGGGGCGCUUGGAGCCUGCGGCUGCACCCAGGUCCUACAGAGGGGAAAGAAGUGCUGUUUGGAAAAAAGCUGUACAACCUGUAUGCCAGGAAGUCACCAACUGAUGACCCACCAGCCUAAUCUGGCCCACAACCAUGUUCUGUUCGGUCCAUGUUCUAUUUAAAAGCAUCUUGAAUUGGUUGCCAUCAUUUAAACUCAAUCAGACUUUGAAGGCAUGGUCCAGCCACACAGGGCCUACAUUCCCACAUGGCAACUAUGAAAGGGCUCCAGCCCAGCAGGGGCUGUCCCGGUCCCUGCCACCCCCACUUCCUGUGCCUCAGAUCUGGCCCCUGUUACGUAAGAUAAGGACAGCUACAGGUCCCUCUGAGCCUAAACCCACCUAACCGGACUAACAUGGGUGAAGCAUCUUAGCUUACAAAGCUCUUUCACAUACAUCUAUCUCUUUAUUCUCAUAGUCCACAGAUAACUGACUAUUUGGUUCUUACCAUCAGGCCAAACGGUAAGUUCCUUCAGAACAGGGCCUCCUGCUUUAUCCCAAGAAGUGAUACUGUAGGUACCCAAGAUCCACCCCCAGCCUCUAUUUUUUUUUUUUGAGACAGGGCCUCACUCUGUCAUGCAGUCUGGAGUGUGGUGGUGUAUGAUCAUGGCUCACUGCAGCCUUGAACUCCUGGGUUCAAGUGAUCUCCUGCUUUAGCCUCCCAAGUGGCUGGGACUACAGGCAUGUGCCACCACACCCAGCUAAUUAAAAAAAUUUUUUUUGUAGA
Molecule: messenger RNA, 4093 nt
Organism: Homo sapiens (human)
Lineage: Eukaryota; Metazoa; Chordata; Mammalia; Primates; Hominidae
Gene: RMND5B
Product: required for meiotic nuclear division 5 homolog B
Exons: 10
Coding region: 376-1557 (393 amino acids)
Biological process (GO): proteasome-mediated ubiquitin-dependent protein catabolic process
Cellular component (GO): cytosol; cytoplasm
Molecular function (GO): ubiquitin-protein transferase activity; ubiquitin protein ligase activity
Source: RefSeq, a predicted model, not a curated record